GUAAAAAGAGUUGCUAGGUUUAAAUUGGCGGAGAUGGUGCGUAUCUCGUGAGCAAGCGCUUCUGCUUUCUUCUCUUUCCUUCUUGACCUCCACGGAAUGAGAGAAGGGAUGGUAGAGGCAGAGCGAAGCUGCAAUCCAUGGAUGAGUACAGAGCUAACGUCGAGACUCGGAAUCGACGGGCACGAGUCCUCGAUUCUGGAAUCAACGGAGGGACUGGGAUUCUCUGCGCCGGAGACACCGCAAUCAAACGGUUUUUCUGAUGAAUUAGGUUUCGGGGAGAGAGCUUUAUCUGCAGCCGGUGCGGCCUUUCUGUCCGCCAUUAUUGUUAACCCUCUGGAUGUUGCCAAGACAAGGUUGCAAGCUCAGGCUGCUGGAGUUCCUUACUCGCAUCCACUGAGUAAUAUCAUAAGUCGUAUGGCAUACUUCGGACCAAAUAUGAUGUUUGCUGAUCUAAGAUGUUCCCCAUCAUGUGCACGAGCUGGAGUUCAAGGCACAGUAUCAAUAUGUCCUACUGAUUGUUUUCAUUAUAAAGGGACUUUAGAUGUAUUCUACAAGAUCAUACGGCAGGAGGGAUUCACGAGUCUGUGGAGGGGCACAAAUGCAGGGCUGGCAAUUGCCGUGCCAACGGUGGGAAUUUACAUGCCUUUUUAUGACAUCUUUCGCAACUGGUUGGAGGAAUUCACUACCCGAAGUGUCCCAGCUGCAACACCAUAUGCUCCUCUGGUUGCAGGCGCAUUGGCACGCUCAUUAGCUUGUGCAAUUUGCUACCCUCUUGAACUUGCCAGAACACGCAUGCAGGCUUUUAAGGAGACCCAAAUUGGUAAGAAACCUCCUGGAGUAUGGAGAACUUUAAGUGGGGUUAUCUCUAAUGUCAAGAGCUCAAGUAACUUGCAAAACAACUGGCCCGGCUACCGAGCCCUGUGGACUGGCAUGGGAGCACAACUUGCUCGUGACGUACCUUUCUCAGCCAUUUGCUGGUCAACUGCCGAACCUAUAAGGAGAAAACUCCUUGGUUUGGUUGGUGAGGAAGCCAAUGCAGUCAGUGUCCUUGGGGCAAAUUUUUCUGCUGGUUUUGUUGCUGGAAGCCUUGCUGCUGCUUGUACAUGUCCUUUUGAUGUUGCAAAGACUAGAAGGCAGAUAGAGAAAGAUCCUGCAAGGGCAUUGAAUAUGACGACACGACAAACACUGCUUGAGAUCUGGAGAGAUGGAGGAUGGAGGAGACUUUUCACGGGAGUUGGCCCUCGUGUUGGUCGUGCAGGACCUUCAUUUGGGAUUGUGAUUUCUUUCUAUGAAGUAAUGAAAUAUGUUCUACAUCACCGAUUCGCAACUUCAUGAUACCAGGGCUUUUCUUCUACACUUUGAACAUGUCUUCAUGAUACCAGGGCUUUCCUUCUACACUUUGAACAUGUCUCGUGAUGGCGAUAUCGCCAUCGGGCAACACUUGACAUCAAAGAAAUAAAUAGAAGCUUUAACCCAUACCAGAUUUUGCACAGAUAUCGUGGACCGUGGUAGGUCUUUUUCUCUAGGGCUGCUAGUGCAGAAUAGACUAACCCUUUUCCCCCUCUUCCCCGGUUUUGCUUCUCUGUUUAUUUAUAACUUACUGCUCGAACAGAGCAGAAAUUUUGUAUCUUUCUGACUAGUUCCCUAAUAGACCUUUUUUUGUUUCCAGACCAGUUUUCGCAUAAUAAUCUUAUAGUCGAGCCAUUUUUGUCAGUUUAUUGGCGACAAGGCAGAGGUCAAUAGAAAGAGGCUUUUGCUUCAUUGUAAUUUUUUGUGGAAUAACGCACAACUGUUGGAUUCGUGGUGAUCCAAAAUCAAAGCCAUUUGGAUUGAUUGAA
Messenger RNA from Tripterygium wilfordii, 1838 nucleotides. Its product is annotated as mitochondrial carrier protein MTM1-like. NCBI's taxonomy places the organism in Eukaryota, Viridiplantae, Streptophyta, Magnoliopsida, Celastrales, Celastraceae. Gene Ontology annotation, biological process: mitochondrial transmembrane transport. The record is from RefSeq and is a predicted model, not a curated record.